CGUAUAAUUAGAAUUGCACUCCCGUGUUAAAACCAUUCAGAACGAUGUUAUUAUUUAAAACAACCAUUACAUAUUUAAUGCUUGGAAUUUGACUUACUCUGUUUGAUAUUAUGUCGUAUCGGAUCGUCUAUCAUUAAACCUUCCUACCCAUUUUAGAAUGGUAUAGCGUAGCUAAACGUCAACAAGUACAGCAUUAACUCAUUACAUAUCGUCGGGAAGAAGAUGAGGAUGUUGGAUGUGAAUCGGUCCUAAAUUAUGGAUGAUCUGAAAAUCAUCUUGACUGGAGUAAAACCAGACAGUACAAUGUCAAACUAACUUUCCUUGAAUGGGACCAAAUUCCAAAGAAUCAACCUCUACUAGCGCUGUCAGCAUACUCCAGAUUCCAAAUCCUUUUGUACAAAAUGGGUGGUAAAAGUCGAAAACAGAGCUCGAUUCGGGCUGAAGAAUGUCCUAUGACAGACUUUGGAGCUGACGAAAACGCCAAUGAUGUCGAAUGGGUAAAUAAAGAAUGGGUGAAGAAACUUUUCCGUAUUGCAGCGAUUGUGAGUUUUUGUUCAGUCAGCAUGAAUACGCCAUUUACAUUUGAAUAUAGGCCGGUGCUCGAAUACGUAACGCUGAUUCUAGACACCAUGGUAAUGCUUCUCUUCACAGCCGAAAUGAUUGCUAAGUGCCGUUCUCGGGGUUUGUUAAAGGGAGAUUAUCCGUAUCUAAAAAAUAGAUGGUGUAUUUUUGACAUGACAAUGGUGUUACUUUUAUGGGCCUCUGUGAUACUUCAGGUCCUGAAUUGGCAGAAAAUUGUGAGUGAUUUUGUGAGUGUUGUUCGUUCUCCACGGCCGUUCAUUAUGAUCCGAGCUUUCCGUGUUUACCUGAAGGUUAACAUGUCCCGAGCAAGAAUGGCAAUUAUAUUCAAACGUUCCGGUCAGCAAGUUUGGAGUGUGGCCAUUUUUCUCAUCUUCUUUUUGGCUCUCUACGGUAUCCUGGGUGUGCAGAUGUUUGGCAAGUUAUCCUUUCAUUGUGUGAGAAAAGGUGCCAAUUUGAGUGAUCUGGAGUUAAGUGACUUUGCAAUCCCCGAUACAUACUGUCGUCAAGAGAAUCCUGAUUGUCCUGAGGAAAUGGAUUGUAAGAAUGUUGAGAAAUUACCUGGCAAGCUUAAAGAAUUUAACGGCUUUGAUCAUAUCGGCAAGAGUGUAUUUACAGUGUAUGAGAGUGCCUCGCUUGAAGGCUGGGUGUACAUCAUGUAUAAAGUCAUAGACAGCUUUGCUCCAUGGAUGGGUUACCUUUUCUUUGUUACCAUGGUUUUCUUUCUCUCCUGGUUAGUCAAGAACGUUUUCAUUGCGGUUAUUGUUGAGGUAUUUGCUGAAUUGAGAACUCAGUUUCAUCACAACAGUGGCAAGGAAGCAGUUGGUGCGUUUGGCUCUCAGCAGGUUUUAGAGGCGGAGCCAACUGAACUGAGUCCUUGGAAGCUUGUGAGUGUUGAUGAAGAUAAACCACAGGGACUAGCACCCCACUUCUGCCAGGUCAUCCUGCAAUCUAGAAGCUUUCAUUUAGCCAUUCUCCUGGUAGUGGCCGUUGAUGCUGUGUUUGCUUCAACAUACAAUUUAUUUUACACUGACGAUGAAGCCAAGAAAAAAAGAUAUGACGGACUGCUAUAUUGGCUUCAGGUUGCUUUCACUGUGGUAUUUGAUCUUGAGAUGCUGUUUAAAAUCUGGUGUCUUGGUUUCAAAGGGUACAUGAAACGAGCAUAUCACAUUGUGGAGAGUGUGUUGGCUAUUUUCACCACAUUACACAUCCUCUCCCAAGGCCUGUAUCAUACUGAGCUGACUUAUUUCCAGGUUUUCAGAUUUAUAAGAUUGAUUAAGUUGUCUCCCACACUGGAAGAUUUUGUUCACAAGGUCCUAGGUCCAGGCCGUAAACUAGGAUUCCUGGUUGCCUUCACCAUGACUUCACUAAUCAUUGUUUCUGUUGUCAGCCUUCAGUUAUUCUGUUUCAUACCUGAUCUUGAACAGUUUCAAAAUUUCUUCAAAGCCCUUAUGUCAAUGUUUCAAAUCCUGACCCAGGAAGGGUGGGUGGAGGUUAAAAACUCCUGUUGGUAUGCAAGCGGCCUCCAUGAUCAAUUCCCCAUUGCAUUAUUCUUUGUAGUAUACCAUCUCUUUGCAGGUGUGGCCUUCAUGUCCAUGUUUCAAAUAUUGACCCAAAAGGGCUGGGCAGUAGUCAUGUACGAGACUAUGUAUCAAACCAAUGAUAGCUUCAACCACCUUAUUGUUCUCUACUUCAUUAUAUACCAUCUUUUCGCUACCAUGAUUGUAUUGAGUUUAUUUGUUGCUGUCAUCUUGGAUAAUCUUGAGUUGCCCGAAGAAAUGAAGCGUAUCAAACAGCUGAAAGCAACCGAGCAGAAAACAGUCGCUGAAAAGUUGCCACUUAGACUUCAGAUCUUUGAAAAAUUUCCAGAUAAACCGCAGACUGUUGUAAUGUCAAGGCUACCAUCUGAUUUCACUCUUCCAAAAAUAAGAGAGAGCUUUAUACGCCAGUUCAUUGAGACGGGCACUGAAGUGGAGAGGAUGUUACGAGGAUCUGAAGAAUCAAAUAUGGCGGCCAUCAGUGAAUCUAUUGCUUCUAAUCGACUGCUAAACCGGAGCUUAGCUCCCAUCAAAGGUGUCACCUCUUUGCAGAAGAAAAUUGGAGUAUCAACAGUUGUUAAAGAUUCAAUGAAGCAGAGAGGGCUUAAUAUGGAUGAUGGAGGACACCUCACAGGGGGCUACACAUUUUCCGAAUUUGGAAGCAGAGAUCGAAGGGGUUUUCGUGGAAGUCUUAGAGGUCAUCGCACUAUGGAGGGAAUCAGGGAGAAUGGUGACUCAGUAGCCAAUAGGAAUGUCUCGUUUGAUAUCCGUGUAAUUCAAGAAAGAAAACAAUUAGCUGUUCAGAAAAGAGACGCUAAAGAAGAUGAACUGCGGGAAAACCACCCAUACUUUGAUAUGCCUCUGCUGACCUUUGACCAGGAAAGUCGUAUCCGGCAAAUAUGCAUGGCAAUCGUCUAUGCUCGCUACGACCCAACAAUGAGAGAGCUUAGUAAAGGAAUAAUGAAGAAGAGUCGCUAUCAGUCUGUUCAUGAUUUCCUUGGCAUUGUAACAUACCUUAGUUGGUGCUCCAUCCUUGUAACAAUAGGAUCGUGCAUUUCUAUGUUUUGGGAGCAUCCAGAUAAUCGCAUCAUGGAUAACAAUAGUCUGAAGAUCAUGGAAUUUAUCUUUGUUAUUUUCAUGAGUUUUGAACUGCUACUGAAGGUGUUGGCGGAUGGAUUAUUUUUCACUCCAAAAGCUUUGAUUCGUGAUGCUGGAGGCGCUUUAGACGUGUUCAUCUACUUUACAAGCCUAAUCUUCUUGUCGUGGAUGCCAAAAAAAGUUAAAGUAAAUUCUUUGGCUCAGAUGUUUAUGAUUCUUCGGUGCUUUCGUCCUCUUCGGAUAUUUACAUUGGUGCCGCACCUGCGCAAGGUUGUCUACGAAUUGUUACGAGGUUUCAAAGAGAUCAUUCUUGUUUCCAUUCUGCUUCUGGCUUUGCUAUUCAUGUUCGCAAGUUACGGAGUUCAGCAGUUUGCCGACAGUCUGGGCAAGUGCAAUGAUGAAAGUAUCACAUAUAAGGAAGACUGUCAUGGUGAGUUUCUGCAAACUGUCGGAGUUGUCAAAUUUCCCGUACUUGAGGACAAUCAGACUACAUUCCUAGUUCCACGAGUGUGGUCAAACCCUCGUAAUUUUAAUUUUGACAACAUUGGUCAUGCCAUGUUGGCAUUGUUUGAGGUUUUGUCUUUAGAAGGCUGGUUAGAAAUCAGAGAUAUCAUCGAGGAACGAAAAGGAAUUCGGUACUGCAUCUACAUCCAUGUGUUCGUGUUCAUUGGCUGUAUGAUUGGUCUGACAUUGUUUGUAGGUGUGGUCAUUGCAAAUUUCUUUGAAAACAAGGGAACAGCAUUGAUGACUGUAGACCAGCGUCGAUGGCAGGACUUGAAGGGGCGACUAAAACUUGCUCAACCUUUACAUCUUCCCCCUCGUCCAGACCACUCUAGGAUUCGUAGCAGUUUAUAUGAUCUCACGCAAAACAAGUAUUUCAAAAGAUUCAUUGCUUGCAUGGUGAUACUCAACUUUGGUUUUCUGUCCGUCAAGUGGAAAGAUGCAAGCGGAGAAGAAGAAAAGAACGUUUCUUAUUAUCUGGCGUCCUGCUCCGUCAUCUUCAACAUCAUCUUUGCUUUGGAAGUUAUCCUAAAGUGCAUUUCACUGAGUCCUAUUGGUUACUGGCACAGUCGUCGCAAUCGCUGUGAUCUGAUCGUCACUGUAUGCGGUGUGGUCUGGGUAGUUUUGCUUUUGAAUUAUAAGGAUCAAAACACCUACACCAUUGGAUAUGUUAUUAUUGUCUUCCGGUUUUUCACUAUAACUGGCAAACAUCCAACACUAAAGAUGUUAAUGAUGACCAUUGUGGUUUCUAUGGUCAAGAGUUUCUUCAUCAUUGCCGGUCUGUUCCUGUUAAUGACUGCUUAUGCAUUUGCUGGAGUUGUGUUGUUUGGAAAAGUAAAAUAUGGUGAAAGUUUAAGCCGACAAGCCAACUUUGAGAAUGCCACAAAUGCUACUGCCACCCUCUUUCGUAUUGUAACUGGAGAAGAUUGGAACAAGAUAAUGCAUGACUGUAUGGUACAGCCAAAGGAAUGCACACCAGGGGAGAACAUCUGGGAAACAGACUGUGGUAACCCAGCUGCUUCUUUGUUCUACUUCUGUACAUUUUAUCUCAUCAUCGCCUACAUAGUUCUCAAUCUACUGGUUGGUAUCAUCAUGGAGAAUUUCUCCUUAUUUUACUCAAGUGAAGAGGAUGCCUUGCUAAGCUAUGCAGACAUCAAAAAUUUCCAAACCACAUGGAAUAUGGUUGACAUAAACAGGAGGGGUGUUAUUCCGGUAAGUCGUGUAAAAUUUGUAUUACGCCUUCUGCGAGGGCGUCUCGAAGUGGAUAUGGAAAAGGAUCACCUUAACUACAAGCACAUGUGUUGUGAAAUUGAGAAGAUGAGAAAUGGACAAGAUGUUAACUUCCAUGAUGUUCUCAGCAUGUUGUCAUACCGUACUGUUGAUAUACGAAAAUCGCUUCAGCUAGAUGAAUUGAUGGCCAGAGAAGAGCUUGAAUACAAUAUUGAAGAAGAGGUUGCCAAAGAUACAAUAAGAAAUUGGCUUGAAAAGUGCAUUAAGAAACGCAAGACAAAAGAAACAAGUAACAAAGAUCCGUCAAUAACACAGCACAAUUUCCUAGCGAGUGAGAGUAAGCGGUACAGCAUACCAACGUGCAUCACACCCAAUGCAGUUAGAACAUUAGAAUCUGAAGAAAUGCCAGGAUUGGAGACGAGCAUGCAGUCAGCAGACACUGCCUCUAACCAAUCAAGUUCCCCAAGCCACAAGUUACUGGUACCCUGUGUAUCCGAUGGUUCCAUCAAGCUAGGUGAGGAUGAAUCACCGAAUCCGGUUGUUGGAUUCCGGCUUAGACGACAGCACCACCAUAGGAGGAUGUUAGUAGGCUCAACUCCAAGCACACCAGCUUCAGGACCACCAAGCAGCACCUUAUCCAGCCCCAUGUUUCCCAAACCAGUCAACUCAUACGUGAUGGGCUUGGCAACUCAAGAUGUACAGGAUUGGUGGCGAGAACAGUUACAGUAUGACAGUGGAUCUGAAGAAGACUAAGAAAGUUUAAAAUUGGCAGUUGUGUUUUUUCGUUUUGUUUUUUGAAAUGAUAUAAUUUUAUAUUAUUUAUGUGUUUAAUUAGUAUUAGGCAUUGUCUUCAGAUAAUUGUCCUAAUGGGAAAUUCUAUAGGUAGUGUGCUCACUUGGCCUCAAGUUGGUAGAGCAUUCGAACAGUAGUAGUAAUAUGCAUCCCUAUUAUAUUACCUUUUUUGUAUUAUUUAAUUUAACUGUUUUAUGUUUUUAACAUAUUUUGCAGCUUAGCCUCUUAGUUCAGUAGGUAGAGCAAUAGAAUGGUAAUCAAAAAGGUCUUUUUUUGAAUUCUAAUAUGGACAAUACUUACAUACAUGUAGCCAAUCUAAACCAUGUGAACAACAUGUUGAGUUUAAUUAAUUUUUAUUAAAAAAAAAAAAACAGCAAUUCUAUGAUAUCCAGAGAUAUACUAUCAGUCAUUACAUUUAAAAUGUAACUUGGUGCUUUUAAAAAAAUGUAUAUAGAUAAUGUGUAUAUAAAUUAAUAUCAUGCUUGGUAAGAGAGUAGAUAUAUUUAUUUCUUAAAACGUAACAUUAAUUUAUGAACAACGUAUUUUAUUGUGUCACAGUUGCUUAAAUUAGCUUUUAAACACAAUAUAUUAUAUAUUAUAGAAACAGUUUUUAAUAGUAUUUAUAUUAAUAUAAGAAUUUAUAUAUUAAGGGCAAUACUUGUAAAACCACCAACCACCAACAGUUAUACAGUAUUUGCGUGUAACUGGAAUUAAACAGAAAAGAACGGUCCGAAAAAUCAAUAGUUUCCUAUGUAGACUGUGCCGAUAUAGAGCCUAAACCUGUGUCGUUUUCUCAGUUUAAGAUAAUAAUGUGGAGCAAAAAUUAGUGAUCAUAUUAAAUAGUGAUCGUCCUUAUUUUAAAUGUGACCUAACAAGGGCUUGAUUUUAUAUUGAAGAGGAGGUAACUAAAGAACCUUGAAUUCUUGGUAUGACCACAAUCAGUGACGUAUCUAAGCAGCAUCGGGGUGCACAUCACCUGUAGAAUUGCACCCACCCCCCCCCCCCCCCCCCAAAAAAAAACCAAAAAAACAUCUGAGCAAAUUGUGUAUACUCAAGUACAGUAGUUGGAAAUAACAACAUCAAUUUCAUCUCAUUAUUUGAGCUGUUUCUCCCCGCCCCCUUCUUUUUUAGAUUCGCCACUGAAAAGGUUCAUAAUUACAAGAACCAUUAUUCCUUUUUGUGUGACCAACACAUGCCAGCUUGUGAUGCAUAUACACUGCACCCUCAAAUUUGAAACCACAUUUGGAACUGCAAAUUUGUGGUGACCUUGGGGUAAAGUUUCCAAUUAGAGUGUAAGCUUUGUGUUAAAAGAUGGAAUUUUUGUAUUAGUGGUUCAAAAAUGGGGUCUCAAAUUUCAGGAUGAACUGUAGUUUCAUCAUGAGCACAGCAUGCCCACAGUAUAAGUAUUAAUAAAGGAUACCAAAAUACAACUUGUCUAAAAAUAGUGCAAUAGAUGGAAUGGCUUUAUUGUAACCUUGUGUAUUGUUUUGUAUCAUGUGUUUGUGAACAUGGCAAAAAUACAAUGUAUACUAAUAUUUAAACAAAUUAAAUAGUGUACUGUAUGUUUUUAAGAUCUCAAGAAAAUGAAUGCUUUAUCAUGUAAUGUAAUUUUCACAGAAUUACUGAAAUUACUUACUACUCUAUAUAUUUGAUUUGUAUAAAAUUUAUGCUAAAAAAUGAGCCUUGGUGCGUGGUUUCUUUGAAACCAACCUUUUCAACCUAGCUGAUUAAAUGCAUUCACAUAUUAAACCCUUGUUUAUGUUAUACUAACUGACACAUGUUGAUACAGAUGUAAAACUGUAGUUUAUUUCUCAUUUGUUAGCAUUGAUUAUUAAGAACCAAUAUUAAGAACCAAAUAUGUUUGCUUAUAGUGACUCGUUGAAGUAAGAAUAAAUAUUUCACAAAAACA
This is a messenger RNA of Anneissia japonica, 7647 nucleotides long. Its product is annotated as sodium leak channel non-selective protein-like. The coding region runs from base 402 to 5699 and encodes 1765 amino acids. NCBI's taxonomy places the organism in Eukaryota, Metazoa, Echinodermata, Crinoidea, Comatulida, Comatulidae. The transcript has 40 exons. Gene Ontology annotation, molecular function: monoatomic cation channel activity. The record is from RefSeq and is a predicted model, not a curated record. Gene Ontology annotation, biological process: monoatomic ion transport; transmembrane transport. Gene Ontology annotation, cellular component: membrane.